CCUUUCUCUUCUUAUCUCUCUCUCUCUCUCUCUCUCUCUCUCUCUCUCUCUCUCGAUAUUUUUAUGAAUUUGGAAAGCUGGGUUUUGUCGUAGGAAGUGGGAAGAAAAGGAAAGGAGGUUGCUUGAACAUAAAAAGAAAGAAUUUUUGGUAAAAAAAAAGAAGAAGAAUUAUGGAGUCAUCCAAUGGGAAAGAGAGUGUGAUGAGCAUGGAAAUAAAUGAGGGGAUGGAAGUAAAUGAGGGGAUCGAAGAAUCAAACUUUGAAAGCAAUGAGAUUGAGAGGAACAAGAUGGGCAUCAUGAGAGCUCUUGUGGAAAGGGAAGAUCCCUCCUCCAAGGACGUGGAUGAUUUCAUGAUCCGGAGAUUUCUGCGGGCACGUGAUCUGGAUAUUGAGAAGGCUUCUACCCUGUUCCUCAAGUAUCUGAGUUGGAGAAAGUCAUUUGUGCCAAAUGGUUCCAUCUCAGAGUCAGAGAUUCCAAGAGAGCUUGCUCAUAACAAGCUGUUUAUGCAAGGUCUGGACAAGACGGGACGCCCCAUCGUCGUCGUUUUUGGUGGGAGGCAUAAGCGCACCAAACUAGAGGAGUUCAAACGUUUUGUAGUCUAUAGCCUUGACAAAAUAAGUGCCAGAAUGCCAGCAGGCAAGGAAAAGUUUGUAUCCAUUGCAGAUCUUGAAGGAUGGGGAUAUGUCAAUAGCGACAUUCGUGGAUACUUGGCAGCUCUGUCGAUCUUGCAGGAUUGCUACCCAGAAAGGCUUGGCAAGUUAUAUCUUGUUCAUGUGCCUUACGUUUUCAUGACGGCAUGGAAGAUGGUUUACCCAUUUAUUGACAACAAAACCAAGAAGAAGAUAGUUUUUGUUGAGAACAAAAAACUGAGCUCCACCCUGCUCAGUGAUAUUGAUGAGAGCCAACUCCCAGAUACAUAUGGAGGCAAAUUGCCGUUAGUUCCUAUCCAAGACUGCUAGCUUUUUGGCUCAACUCGAGGCACUUCCCGAUUGAUAUUGGUUAAAUAUUUUGUUGUAACAUUUGGAGUUCGAGCUACUUUUCUACCGCUUAGCACGUUAUCUGUAUUAAAUUCUUAUAGUUCAAUUGCCCGCAUUAUCGGACCUUCGUCCACACAUCUGCAAGGCAAAUGCAAAACGUUCUGGAACAUUUCAUCUGGCAUUGCAAGAUAUUGAGAUGGAAG
This is a messenger RNA of Prunus persica (peach), 1180 nucleotides long. RefSeq names its product random slug protein 5. NCBI's taxonomy places the organism in Eukaryota, Viridiplantae, Streptophyta, Magnoliopsida, Rosales, Rosaceae. The coding region runs from base 171 to 959 and encodes 262 amino acids. The transcript has 6 exons. The record is from RefSeq and is a predicted model, not a curated record.